UUUCUUCUCUUCUCCCUCCUCCUCCCUUUCUUCUCUUCUCCCGAUCCCUCUUUUCUUUCCCCCUUUCUUCUCCCGCGAAGGGAGGAAGGUGAUCUCCGGAGGGGCCGAGCCCCGGCGGCCGAGCCCAUGGCGUCCCCGGCCGAGCUCGCGGUCGGAGCCGACGGCUCCCUCGUUCCCACUGCGGUGGGGGAAAGAAACCCACCAGCGCGGCCCACGGCUGCGGCCGAACUCGCCGCGACCAAGGAAGGUGGCGGCCGAGCUCACCGUGCCCGAGGGAGGGGAGGAAGGGCCUCCGGGCGUCGACGGCUGCGACCACGACAGCGGCCUCCGGCUUGAGCGGUGGUCACAGUUUUAUCGGCAAGCGGCCGGGCACCUGUCUUUCCUUCCGCCCGGCAGCUGGAUCACCGUUCUCCCUCCCAAGCUGGCAUCCCAGGCCCAUCUGGCACAUACGUGGAGAACCAAAAUAAAUCGUCCCACAAGGUACGGCACUCCUUGACGGUUUUGAUUGGUGUAUCCAUAAAAGGAUUUGGAUCUCCAAACGAUCUCUGUUUACCCCCAAGAAUCCGGUUUGCCAACUGCCACCUUCCAUAUACUUGGAGACUUAUCAAAAGCUAGGAGGAGUCGGAGAUUCGACUCCGUGUCCGCUUAUUCCCCGAAAUCGACGCCUUCGGAGAUCAGAACUCUUUUUGACCUCUCCACUGCCAGAGUUUCUUAGCUCGAGCUUCUGCUACCUCGUCAAGGAAGAACCAGAAACAAAAGGAUUAUUCUCCUCUGGUUUUUUUUUCGUUUCUAUCCUGUUCUCGGAGUGAGAGCGAGAACGUUCCCAGGGAGCUUUCUGGCUUGAGAACGUUAUAAAGUUUUCUCUUUCUCCAUCCGUGCUGCCAUCAUUGAGCUACGUGAAGAUCUUCUUCUAGUUUGUUUAAUUGUCCUCUAACACCAGAUCACUUGGUUUCCUGUCAUGAUUUUGGAGUGGAAGAUUAUAAAGGUCGUACCUAAGAGCUAUCUUGUGACUGCAAGAAGAGACCACCGGUGGAGAAGUUGCAACUGAGAUGGGUGACGGAAGUGAUUUUGAAAAGCUGACAGUAAAAGCGCUGCUGCGGAGGAAAUUAAAGUAUCGAAAGAUUAAAGAUCGCGAUGGAGAUGUGGCGUGUGAUGCUCUAUCUUCAGGCCGGAGUUUAGCAGCCUUAAAUAGUCAGGUGAAAGCUCGGAGUGACACUGAAGAAGGUGGAAUUAUUGGAAGCCCAGAGGCUGAUGCUGCAUCGAAACAACAGUCUAGUGAUGGAUUUCCUCCAAGCACUAAAGAGAGUGUUGCAGAUCAUAAAGCAGUCUCUCAUAAUCUCGGAAAAAGGAAACAUAUGGAUGAUGAUGCCGCUUGCAGGCUUUGUGGGAAAAACUUUCCAUCGAUGAAGGCAUUGUAUGGUCAUAUGAGAAGUCAUGAGAGAAACUGGAGAGGAUUGACUCCGCCACCUGAAGUGCACACGCUGGUGCCAAUACCAGCUGCUGAUUUCAAAAGCUCCAAUAUAUUUUUGCCACCAUUGAAGUCGUCCGUGAUCGCAAAGAGACAUAGGAAAGCCAAAGCAGCUGCCAAUCCCAGGACGGAAGAAGAGUUGGAGGAUCCAUUGAUCAAUGCUGCCAAGAAUCUUAUGUUUUUGGCCAAUGGGGGUUUCUCUCUGGAUUCAACCCCAGCAAGGCAGCAACAAAAUAGGAACUCUGUACCAUAUAAUUCAAAACCGAUGAGCAAUGAGGACGAUCUGAAAAUCAGCACUACUGCACAAAUGGAUGCAGAUACGACUGGAAAGAGCUCGAACCAAAACAUUAAUAAUUCGGUGAUCGACUGCAAUGGAACAGUAGACAUGUCAAGCGGGAAGCCAACGAAGAAGAAAGAUGAUUUGGAAAUAGUGACCGAGUUGGCCGGAGACCAGAAGCAGUAUUUGUGCACCGCCUGCAACAAGUCAUUCUCCACUCACCAAGCACUCGGGGGUCAUACAGCCAGCCACAACAAAGGCAAGAGCAAUGCAGGAGUUGAGGAAGCAAAGCUAGCACAAGCUGAAGGUAAUUUGAUUGGCCAAAGUGGUGGUUCGGCCAUGAAAGUCUCCGAGCAUCGGUGCAAGAUCUGCAGCCUGGUAUUCCCAACGGGGCAGGCUCUUGGUGGGCACAUGCGGAAGCAUUGGACGGGUCCCGAGAAUGUUGCUGCACCCUCGUCAUCAGAGAAUGGUAAAAAAGCAAACCAAACUUCCUCAUCGUCAGAGAAUGCUACAAAAGCAACCCAACCCUCCUCACCAUCGGAGAAUGCUCCAAAAGCAGAACAUCGUUAUCUAGAUAUCGAUAUCAAUGAGCCUGCACCGCCCGAAGACGCCCGAUAGCUCGCAGGACGUGGGCUUGGAGGAAAGAUGGAAGUGUGCAUUGCGGUUUCAAGUUACAAAUAAGUCAAAAAAAAAAAAAAAAAUCUGUGAUUGAAUUAUUCAGAAUUAGACUGUUAGACAAUAAGAGAGGACUGAAGCUUGUUUUGGAUUACUAAAUUUUGUUGGUUUCUCUUCCAUGGUCCUGGUUUCUUUCUUUAGUUGUGACGAUUUUUUAUGUCCCUAAGGAUGGUGGAAAGGUCAAUUGAAGCCUUCUCCUUCUAUCUACCUUUGAUUUAUGCAA
This is a messenger RNA of Phoenix dactylifera (date palm), 2643 nucleotides long. NCBI's taxonomy places the organism in Eukaryota, Viridiplantae, Streptophyta, Magnoliopsida, Arecales, Arecaceae. The record is from RefSeq and is a predicted model, not a curated record.